Molecule: messenger RNA, 1443 nt
Organism: Batrachochytrium dendrobatidis JAM81
Lineage: Eukaryota; Fungi; Chytridiomycota; Chytridiomycetes; Rhizophydiales
Exons: 5
Coding region: 75-1250 (391 amino acids)
Source: RefSeq, a predicted model, not a curated record
AUUGAAUUCAACUUUGACUUGGGGUCAAUCCCCAAUCCUUGACACUGCUCAUUUUAAAUACAGUUGUAAUAGCAAUGUCUGUCCAGAGCGCACUUAUGCCCAUUGAAUUGAUUUCUUAUUUUAUGCCAAGCGGACUUUAUGAUAACCGCACAAUCACUUCUCAUCUCACCUUUGCAAUCAUGUUUGCUGGGUUUGGAAUAAGUGAUUCAACAAGAUUGUUGUUUCGCAUUCUAUUCAUCCGUACAUCAUGGGAUGCAACCCUAUAUCAUUUAGCAUGGAUCACUUGGAUUUUUAUUGCUGCAUACAUUGCCUAUAUGUUGACACUGAUCGAUGUACGCAUAUCUCCUUUUAAUAUCGAUUUGAAAUGGUGGACUAGUAGAGUUGUUGGACUGGCCAUAUUCAGAUCAUUAGCUACACUAGCUCUGUGUUCUACACUGUUGUAUCGUGUCCGAGCCCUAUUCAAGGAGAAACAGAAAAGUAAGUUUAUAGCAUUGGGUGUGCUAUCAGCUGCAACGUCACUUUCCACCAUUGCCCAUUCGACAUCGGUGAUUCAGACUGCUACUGCCUAUACUGGAUCGCUAUUUGUCUUGGCCUAUUUCACUGAAAAUAAAACAGUCAUGUGUCUAGGCGCACUAUCACAUAUUCUUCUGGCCAUCUACAUCUUUCUAUGUUCUGCCUUGUUCAUCUCCGUCAUUCAUGCAGCCAUCUAUAUUCCAGGAACAAGCAUAUAUCAUACGAUGCUACGAAAGUCUGAUGGCUCAAGACUGGUUGGAAUCAUUUUGCUAUCCAUCUACAUUGGAAUAGCAUUCUUGUAUCGUGUUAUUACAUUUCGAGAAAACUCGCUCACGUAUGCUGCAAGUUAUGCGGAUGCAUGGUUAUUUCCAUUAUCAUUGUAUACCUUUUUGUCAACAAAUUAUGUUCAUGCUGUGAAUUGUCGCGGUGAAAGCUUGACACCCACUGCAUCAGAAGAGUUUUUUUCAAAUGGGGUUAAACUAGUCCAUCUUGAUGCACACUCGUCUUCUGAUAGUGCCAACUCGACUACUAUGGAAGACCGACCUGAUCGAUUUCGAGGUGCACCCACACCUUUUUCAAGUGCAGUGCAAUCUGCUAGUUUUGAAAAUGCCAAUGAUGGGAUUUUGUUACUUUUGCCUGAAUCGACCGAAUCUGAUCCAGCUCAUCAGCAAGAGAUUGAAACCAGAGAUACGUUGGUGUCGAACGAUCUAGACGCGAUUGCAUCCUGUAGUAGUUGAAUGGAUCAUCCAACUAGAUGAUACGGUAUAAGCAUCGAGAACUGGUCAGCAUACAAGACAGUGCACAAAGGAAUUAUAAUAUAAAUCCAAGUUGACACUAUAAUGCUGGAUGGAAUCACUGAUGGUUUCAUCCAUAACAGUUUGAUUCCAUAACAUAUUUCUUGAACGAGAUAAUAAACAUGCAUGGUUGAAA